This is a messenger RNA of Gekko japonicus, 2117 nucleotides long. RefSeq names its product GRAM domain containing 1B (gene GRAMD1B). Gene Ontology annotation, molecular function: sterol transfer activity; sterol binding. Gene Ontology annotation, cellular component: endoplasmic reticulum-plasma membrane contact site; plasma membrane; endoplasmic reticulum membrane. The transcript has 18 exons. Lineage: Eukaryota; Metazoa; Chordata; Lepidosauria; Squamata; Gekkonidae. The record is from RefSeq and is a predicted model, not a curated record. Gene Ontology annotation, biological process: intracellular sterol transport. The coding region runs from base 16 to 2115 and encodes 699 amino acids.
CGUUGGUGUGACCUCAUGGAUUCCCUGGCAGAAUGCGGAGUGCUUUGGCGUCUCCUCCUUGACCUCGAGGACAAGAAGCUGCUGUGGCGGCUGGAGCUGCUGUACGACCUCCCCGAAGGCUGUGGCGGCUCGAGAUGGGAAGAGGUUCCAGCUGUGCUGAGUCCAACCUACAAGCAGCGGAAUGAAGACUUCAGGAAACUCUUCAAACAGCUUCCCGACACAGAGCGCCUCAUAGUCGAUUACUCCUGUGCACUUCAAAGAGACAUUCUCCUGCAGGGACGCCUCUACCUCUCUGAGAACUGGAUCUGCUUCUACAGCAAUAUUUUCCGCUGGGAAACCUUGUUGACCGUUCGUUUGAAGGACAUCUGCUCCAUGACCAAGGAAAAAACUGCACGGCUCAUUCCUAACGCUAUCCAAGUUUGCACUGACACUGAAAAGCACUUUUUUACUUCCUUCGGCGCCCGAGACAGGACGUACAUGAUGAUGUUCAGGCUCUGGCAGAAUGCCCUCCUGGAGAAGCCCUUGUGUCCGAAGGAGCUCUGGCAUUUUGUACAUCAGUGUUACGGUACUGAACUAGGGCUGACAAGUGACGACGAAGACUAUGUGCCUCCUGAUGAUGAUUUCAACACCAUGGGCUACUGCGAAGAGAUCCCAGUGGAGGAGAACGAGGUGAACGACAGCUCCUCGAAAAGUAGCAUGGAAGCCAAACCGGAGGCCAGUCCCCAGCUCCCCAAAAAGUCUGUCACCAAUAGCAGCACGUUGACGCCGACGGGAAGUACUGAAGCUCCGGUCCCAUAUGAAGGGAUAGUUCCUGAGGAACAGGAGGUUGUGGACAUCCCUUUAGAGAAGGAGCUGACGAUCGCAAACAUCAUUGGAGACAAGAUAGAGAUCAUAGCGCCCGUGAAUUCCCCUUCCCUGGAUUUCAACGACAAUGAGGACAUUCCAACUGAACUCAGCGACUCCUCGGAGACGCACGAUGAAGGGGAAGUUCAGGCCUUUUAUGAUGACCUGAAUGGUCGGCAGUACAUGAACGAAGUGUUCAACUUUAGUGUGGACAAGCUGUAUGACCUCCUCUUCACGGACUCUCAGUUCCUGAGGGACUUUAUGGAGCAGCGGAGAUUCUCCGAUAUCGUCUUUCAUCCGUGGAAGAAGCAAGAAACUGGAAAUCAGAGCCGAGUUAUCCUCUACACCAUCACCCUCACCAACCCUCUGGCCCCCAAAACUGCCACAGUCACUGAGACUCAAACAAUGUACAAAGCGAGCCAAGAGAGCGAGUGCUACGUGAUAGACGCAGAGGUGCUAACGCACGACGUCCCCUACCACGAUUAUUUCUACACGAUUAAUCGUUACACGUUGACGCGUGUCGCCAGAAACAAAUGCCGACUCAGGGUUUCUACGGAGCUACGAUACAGGAAACAGCCGUGGGGGCUAGUGAAAUCCUUCAUUGAGAAGAACUUCUGGAGCGGCCUGGACGAUUAUUUCCGCCACUUAGAGAGUGAACUGACCAAAACGGAGAGCACAUACCUAGCCGAGCUUCACCGACAAUCCCCCAAAGAGAAGGCAGGCAAGCAAUCCACGGUGCGCCGGAGGAAACGGCCCCACACGCACUUGCGGGGGCCGCACCUGGAGGAGGUGCUGAGCCCCGUAACCACUCCCACAGACGAGGAGGCAGUAGGUCGAAUCAAGCGUGUGGCAGGUUCCACACAAACACGGCACAUCCCCGAGGAAAGUCCCAGCGGCUUCCACUUACAGAGUGUCUCCAAGUUGCUGCUCAUUAUCAGUUGUGUGAUUUGUUUCAGUCUGGUGCUUUUGGUAAUCCUCAAUAUGAUGCUGUUCUACAAACUCUGGAUGUUGGAAUACACCACCCAAACCCUCACGGCGUGGCAGGGCCUGCGGUUACAGGAAAGGUUACCCCAGUCGCAGACGGAAUGGGCCCAGUUACUAGAGUCCCAGCAGAGGUAUCACGACACGGAGCUCCAGAAGUGGCGGGAGAUAAUCAAGUCAUCUGUGAUGCUGCUAGAUCAGAUGAAAGACUCGCUAAUAAACCUUCAGAACGGCAUCGGGUCUCGUGACUACCGGUCGGAGCCAGACGAGAAGCGGAAACGGUUCCACUAGCA